Styela clava is the source of this 1808-nucleotide messenger RNA. RefSeq lists its product as uncharacterized. The record is from RefSeq and is a predicted model, not a curated record. Lineage: Eukaryota; Metazoa; Chordata; Ascidiacea; Stolidobranchia; Styelidae.
UUUCAGCCAAAACGUGUCGCAAAAUUAAUUAACGGUUUAUAAUUAUUAUAAUAAAAAGGUAACAAAACAGAAAUGGCGAACCAGAAUACAAAAGGAAAAACAAUUGGUGUAAUGGUGAGUAAUGGGGGAAACCUAAAGUGGAGAAGAGAAGGAAAUUCGAGGAUUGAAGUUGGUGCCACCAGCGGCAACGAUUCACAUGGAAUAAUUAUUGACAGUGGUGGAAAAGCGGAGAUAACGGAAAAAAACAAUACUUAUAUGGAAGUUCGAAAUCUGGAACAAACACCGCAAGGCCAAAAUGGAGCUUCCAGAAAUCAAGAACCAGCCGAAGCAACUGGAAUAACAGUGGGUAAUGAAAGCGAAUUGGUAAUGAUACGAGAGGACAAUGCGACUAUUUCCGUUGUUGCAAACGGUGAGGGACUGGCUAAAGGCAUUGAUGUUAACAAUGGAACAGCAGAUAUAACUGAAAGGGGUAACGCUAGAAUACAAGUUGGAUCCGAUCAACAUAUGACGCAAUAUCAGAACAAGGUUUCCGGAGCUCAGCAGGAAGAUACAUCAGUCCUGCAACAAAGGGUUUAUAUCACAGUUAGAAACUAUGAAAAACAAGUAACUGAACCAAAACAAGUGAAUCUAACAGACAAAGUUCAGAAACUACUGGAUGAAUACGGCGGUGUCGAAUAUUCCAUCUACUGCGGAGAAAGAAAAUUGGACGCCAACGAGACUUUUAGCAAUAAUAAGGUAAAAAAAGAUGAUGUAUUGACGGUCGGAAAAGAGGUGAUUGUAACAAGCAACAAUGGACAACCAAGAGAUAUUAAAAAAUAACCAUUUACGUUAGACGAAAUACUAAUAGUUUAUCGGUUAUGCUAUAAUUUUUGUACAGUUGAUUCUAAAAAAAAAUUUUCAAUUUUACCUAUGAGAACAGCAUAGUCAUUUGAGGAUAAUUCCAUUUAAUUAAUAUUCCUUUAUUUUUAUUUUGGCCAAUGUGGAGAGAUGCUUUUUGUUUAUUAUUCUCUUCUGAAUUCAUUCCUUAUAUGCGCAGUGCUUUGCUUCGUUAACUAAUAUUUCUGAUUUGUACGUUUUUAUACUCAUGUUUGUUACUUGCUUUUUUUGUGUAGUUAAUUCGUAAGAUAGUAUAAAUUAGAAACAAUGUACAUGCUGUUUGUCAAAUUUAUACAUCAUAGAAAAAGUUGAAGUUGGAUGUAAAAUAUUGGUAUACCUACUAGAUAAUAUUGAUUUUGCAAGAAGAUAUAUAGGGAUAACGUUGUUAUUUUAGUGAGAUUUUACUGUUGUUUUUCAAAUUAAUGAUAAUAAUCGGAGUAAAACUAGUUAAUUUGAACUUUCUUAGAAUUAUAAACCGUCGUGACUUGUUUUAUUCACUGGACAUAAUUGAGUUAAAUAGGCGCAAGUCAUAUCACAAUGACGAAUCACUUUCAAUAUAAUUUAUUUUUGUUACAGACUUGAUUAGGGCAUGUCCGUGCAUGCUAAUUUACUAUAUAAGAUACUCCGUAUUCACUGUUUGGUGAUCCUAUUGGGUUGGAUCGUAUUGCGAUCAAAAAGGCACCGUGGCGGUACGUCGGAGCUGAUAAUAAAAGAUUGACUCGUUGAGGUGUCUUUCAACGUCUUGGGAGAUUGGGCAGUCGAGGCAUUGCUGUUGUUACUCGUCGUCUAACGACAGACUAUAAGCUGUCCCUCAACCAACAUCAACAAGUCAAUAUAUAUAUAUACAGUAUAUACUUUCCUAACCCUAAAGAUAUACACGGCGUCAGUAGUUCUAGGACACGGAAGGCAGAAACUGUGUGAUUAACUGUUAG